Camellia sinensis is the source of this 389-nucleotide messenger RNA. Lineage: Eukaryota; Viridiplantae; Streptophyta; Magnoliopsida; Ericales; Theaceae. The record is from RefSeq and is a predicted model, not a curated record.
CUGACAUGAUAUGCAAAGACCAGUUUUUAGUUCAGAGCACAGUUGUUCCUGCAGGGACCAGUGAUGAUGAUAUUACUCCUAGCAUUUUUGCCAAAGAUGAUGUCAGAUACGUUGAAGAGAACAAGCUGAAAGUGGUCCUUGUCAGUCCCUCCAAUUCUCCGGUACUUUCACCAAUCAAUAGAACAUUGAAACAGGUGCUGGCUUAUGAACCUUCAAUACUGAAAGAUCAAGUGCUGAGGAAAGUCGAAAGCCUUACCCAACGUCACACAGUAAGAGAUUCUCCUUUUACUUUGAUAUCAGGCUCAUCUAUGUACAUUUUAUAUGUGGACAUCAACAUGAUGUAAGUCUAUUCGGGGAAUUGUACAUGUGAAUCUAAUGGUUACAUUGGA